Messenger RNA from Microtus ochrogaster (prairie vole), 719 nucleotides. It is a transcript of the gene Mrpl55, whose product is annotated as mitochondrial ribosomal protein L55. NCBI's taxonomy places the organism in Eukaryota, Metazoa, Chordata, Mammalia, Rodentia, Cricetidae. Gene Ontology annotation, cellular component: mitochondrial large ribosomal subunit. Gene Ontology annotation, biological process: translation. The record is from RefSeq and is a predicted model, not a curated record. Gene Ontology annotation, molecular function: structural constituent of ribosome.
CCCGCGCUACGUGACAUCAUUGCUGCGCGCCGCGGCGACUGCAGGAGAACUGGGUCACAGACAAGGGUCGAUCAUCGUCUACAGAGACACCGCAUGGUUUCCCACCUUCUGAGUAAAGUUCUGCAGGGCGGGUCUACGAGGUCCCUCCAACGCUAAGGUGGCAGCCGCAGAUCCUACAUCUGGGCCAGUGACUGUUUCCUCGUGCCACCACAGCUCCAAGGAAAAACAAUGCCUUUGGGCAGCCUGCUUGGGAAAGCUUGGAAUUCCAGUCCCCUCAGUCUGCUGAGGCACUGUGCCAUGAGGGCAGCCACUCCUGCACCCUGCCACCUACACACCUCCUCGAGGAGAGCUGACAGCAGCAGGGCCUCACUUACUCGACUGCGCCGCCAGGCCUAUGCUCGCCUCUAUCCUGUGCUACUGGUCAAGCAGGACGGUUCCACCAUCCAUAUCCGAUACCGGGAGCCACGACGCAUGCUAGCGAUGCCCCUAGACCUGGAUGCCCUAUCUCCAGAAGAGCGCCGGGCCCGGUUCCGAAGACGUGAGGCUCAGCUCCUGCAGAAGAAGGAAGAAGAGCCAGAGAUGAUCGACAGUUUUGACACUGAACGAUACAAAAGGUUUUGGACCAAGACCAAGAAGUAAUUAUGUCAGGGUGUUACAUCAGAGACAUUUUGUAAGGAUGGGAGGCAUCUGUCUGUAAAUCAUACCUUCUUGAAACCAUA